CAGCUGUGUGGCUUACCUCACGGUGGAAAGAGUAUCUGAAGAGUACUGAGGGGAGGGUGACAAGAGACGUUAGCUAGCUGUGAGACCACGGUCCUGACUUGAUAGAACAGUCUGAAAUCUGGAAUCCGAUCUGAUCUACUUUGAUUUCAGCACCUUUCGAUACAAGGGAACUGAGCAAAGGUUGUGCAGCACAGAUAUCAAAGAGUGGGUUUUAAGAUGCCAAACUAUAAACUGACAUACUUCAAAUUGAGAGGGAGAGCGGAAACAGCUCGUUACAUUUUUGCAUACAGUGGGAUAGACUAUGAAAACGACACAAUUGAAAGAUCAGUAUGGGCCAGCUUAAAACCAACUCUGCUGUUUAAACAGCUUCCGAUUCUGAAGAUGGAUGAAAUUGAACUGAACCAGAGCACUGCCAUCGCGAGGUACCUGGCCAGAGAAUCAGGCCUAGCUGGGAAAACCAGUAUUGAGCAAGCUCAAGUGGACGCCAUUGUGGACACAAUAAAUGACUUCAUGAACCUGUUUCCUUGGACUGAGAAAAACGAGGCUGUUAAACAAAAGAUGAAUGAAGAUAUUGUCACCAACAACAUACCUAUACUACUGAAUGGUCUGAGCAAGCUCCUUGGGGACCAAAACUGGUUUGUUGGCGACUCAGUUACCUGGGCAGAUUUUCACUGGGCUGUCUGUUCGAUCACCCUCAGCAAUCUAAAUACCGACUUGCAUAGCUAUCCGACAUUAUUAGCCUUGAAAGAACGUGUGGAAGCUCUCCCUCAAAUCGCAGCCUGGAUAGAGCGGAGACCAAAUACUCUACUGUAAUGUUACUGCAUCAGUUCUCCGGAGAAACUAUUACACCACUUUAUUGGAUUUCAGUUUUACGGACGACAGUAUCAUUCUUCAAGCAAGUGUUUUUAAAUUGCCAGCGCCUGUCUUGAUCUUGUAAUCAUUGCUAUAGAUUUCAAAGAUACAAGCUUUGAGUUUCUAAUUUGUUAGCCUGUAGGGAAGCAGUUCUAAAGGUUUGGAAUUCCUUCCAGUAGAUGAGAUCGACAUGUUGAGCUAAUGGAGGUGUGUGAAGGACCUGAUAGCUUGGCAUCUUUCCCAGGAAUGAAGCUGAAAUAAAGCUGAUAGAGCUGCUGCCUCACAGAGCCAGAGACCCGGGUUUGACCCUGACCUCGGGUGCUGUCUGUGUGGAGUUUGCACAAGCGUGUUUACAUGAGGGGCUCUGGUUUCUCUCCAAGUCCAAAAGACGUGCGGGUUUGUCGGUUAAUUGGCCUCUGAAAAUUGCUCUGAGUGUGUAGGUUGGAUGUAAACGUGGAUAACAUGGAACUAGUGUGAAUGGAUGAUCAAUGGUCAGCUUGGACUUGGUGGGCCAAAUUUCGUAUGGAUAUCCAUGUCGUAUCUCCAAACUAAACUGUUAUCACUCAAUGGCCUAAACUCAUAUUUUGUGCAACGUUAAGAAGUAUCUCUUCAAAAAGGACAGUGCAAAUCAAUAUCCUUCCCCCUAAAGUAGAUGGGAUUUAAUGGAAUGAUUUAGACCCGAGUGAUAGAUUAUUGUUGGUAGUUGUGGACUUAGGGGCUAUAAGUGAGAUGCAGAUCGACCUCAGGAGAUGACUCAAAAUGCUGGAGUAACUCAGCAGGUCAUCACUAGAGAACAUGGUUAGGCAACGUUUCGGGACAGGAUCAUUCUUCAGACUUGAGUCACCUCAGGAGAUCGCUGGCAUUCAGCUACACCGUAACACACGGGACAAUUGUCAGUCUGGUUUUUUAUGCGACUUCUGGUUACAUCUACUUAUGGGACGUUACCUUCUUGAUCUCAGAAUGAAAGAUUUGAAUUAAUAAUUUAGAUAAUGGUAUCAGAACCACAUUAAAAAAAAAUUGCAGAUAGUACUAAAUUGGGUUCACGGAAAAUUUCCAGAUCACACGAUAUUAGUUAACUUGCAGAAUAAACAUGUUGGAAAUAAAUUUAAGCAAGUGAUAAAUUACACUUCAGUUAUGCAAAAAUAAAGAAACUAAAUAAAAUUCAAA
Molecule: messenger RNA, 2019 nt
Organism: Amblyraja radiata (thorny skate)
Lineage: Eukaryota; Metazoa; Chordata; Chondrichthyes; Rajiformes; Rajidae
Product: hematopoietic prostaglandin D synthase
Exons: 6
Coding region: 217-813 (198 amino acids)
Biological process (GO): glutathione metabolic process
Molecular function (GO): glutathione transferase activity
Source: RefSeq, a predicted model, not a curated record